AUCGGGUAAUCGAUAUUUUUCAAGACAAAAACAAAACACGCGGUCGUCGGCGUGCUUUUAUUUAACGUUUUUAUUAUUAAUUAAAUCGUUUAGUAUGGUUCAAAACAAGCAGAAAUCCACAAAGCUCCCAAGAGCAGGUAAAAACGUGGUUAAAGAGCCUGCAGUUCCCAAGGAGGAAAACUGGCAAAAGGUAAAGAUCAAGGGCCACGUGAUUUCUGAUGAUUUUGGGGGCUACGAAGGACUGAUUGGCCUGGAGGUCCUCAAGGACUACGAUGCUGCGCUGGUAAAGUCUUCGCAGAAGAGGGUGCGCUCCAAGAAUCCAGCCAGAGACAGCAAGCUGAAGAAGAAAAAGAGGAAGGUGUCCAAGGGCGAGGAGGCGGAUGAUUCCAGCGAGAGCUCCAGCGAAUCGGAAAGCGAAGAUGAAUUGCCGGUUACCGCAAAGUCCAGUAAAAAGGCACGUCUGGCUGAGCGCCACGCACAGAAAAUGCAAAAGCUGCGCGAAAAACGGGAGAAGCGCAAGGAGAUGCGUAAACAGAAGAAAACAAAGGGAAAGGGAGAGGAAAAGGAAAAUGAUGCGGAAGACAGCGAUGAUUCUAACGAUGAGUAUGCGGCAGAUCGUUUUGCGUUGCUCAGGCCACCGCCGUCUGAUGACGAGGAGGCCGAUCCUGCAGAAUCUAGCGACGAAGACAAGGUCCCCGAUCUGGUGCCCAUCUCAACGGUCAAUGGGGAAGACGUCUCCGCCUGGAACGGCCUCGGCGUUCCCUCUCCCAUUCUACGCGCCCUGGGAGAACAAGGCUUCAAGGGGCCCACUCAAAUUCAAGCCUUGACCUUGCCCGCAGCAAUUCACGGAAAAAAGGAUAUCCUAGGAGCCGCGGAAACUGGAAGCGGAAAGACACUAGCCUUUGGCAUACCCAUGCUGGCCGGGAUUAUGGAGCUGAAGCAACGGAAUGUCAGUUCGGGAAUACGCAAGGCACCAAAAGUGAAAGGACAACAGCCCGCUGAAAUAGCCGACGACGACCAUGAAUUGACGCCGCCGCCGGAGGAACUCGAUCAUGUUUCCGGAGCCAGUGACGAGGAAAGCGAUAUGGAGGAGAAUGCCAAACGAAAGCAGCAACCCCUGUACGGUCUGGUCCUGACACCCACUCGCGAGUUGGCCGUGCAGGUGAAAAACCAUCUAGUUACCGCUGCCAAGUACACAGGCAUUCGGGUGGCAGCCAUCUUCGGCGGUCUAGCCGUGGCAAAACAGGAACGUGUGCUCCGACAGUGUCCGGAAAUAGUUGUGGCCACACCCGGUCGUCUAUGGGAGCUGUAUGCCCAGGGCAACCAGCAUCUCAAGAAAAUCGAGAACGUAAGCUUCCUCGUCAUCGACGAGACGGAUCGGAUGGUGGAGAAGGGGCACUUUGAGGAGUUGAGGAGCCUUCUCAAGGUGCUCAACGCGGACGAGCAAAAGAAGCAGCAGCGUCAGAACUUUGUCUACUCGGCAACGUUGACAUUGGUCCACGACUUGCCCGAACACAUGCAAAAGCGUAAUACGGGCAAGCGACCUAAAUUUGUGAAGCAAACGGUGGACCAAAAAAUCGAUAGCCUUAUUGAGGAGCUCGGCAUCUCGCAGCCCAAGAUUGUCGAUAUAACCAGCACUCAGCAAACUGCCCAGACCUUGACCGAAAGCCGUUUGCUUUGCCCCCUCGAACAGAAGGACUUUCAUCUCUACUACUUCAUCCAACGUCACCCGGGACGCACCAUUGUCUUCUGCAAUUCUAUUGACUGCGUCAAGCGCUUGGCUACGCUCUUUGGUCUGUUGGACUGCAAUCCGUUGCCCCUGCACGCCAACAUGAUCCAGAAGCAACGGCUCAAGAAUCUGGAACGCUUUCGCGACAGUCCAACAGGUCUGCUCAUAGCCACUGACGUUGCUGCUCGAGGCCUGGAUAUACCCAAUGUAGAGCAUGUGAUCCACUAUCAGGUGCCGAGGACGAGCGAGAACUACGUGCACAGGUCGGGUCGCACAGCUCGAGCCAAUAAGCAUGGCAUAACUGUCAUGUUCAUGGAGCCGGGCGAAGUCAAGAGCUACGUGAAGCUCUACAAAACUCUGGAGAGGACUGAGGAUCUGCCACUGUUCCCCAUCUCGGAGCGCUUUAUGGGCGCUGUCAGAGAGCGUGUCAACUUGGCUCGUGAUCUGGACAAGGAGGAACUAAAACUGAAGCGAGUUCAGAGCGAGCGCGGUUGGAUGAAGAAGCACGCCGAGGAAAUGGACAUGAUAAUCGAUGGCUACAACGAUGAAUCUGGCAGCGAUCAGGACGAAGAUCCCUUUGUGAUAGAGCGCCGUCGCAAUCGUCUUCGCGUGGAGACAGUUAGAGCACAGCUCAAUGCUCUCCUGGCACAGCCCAUCUUCCCCAGGGGCUUCAGUUUUAAGUAUCCUAGCAACGAGGCAGCUCACCAAGUGACCACGAGUCACACGCAAAGCGCUGUGGAAACUAUGAAAGCGGCCAUUGAAGACCAGAAGCAGGCUAAAAAGGAUCGGAACAAACGCAAACGGAAUGCCUAGGACAAGCUUAGGUCUAAUUUUACUAAAUAGAUGCGUACAAAGGAUAAAAAUAAUAAAAAAUUGAAUGGGAUGCUUA
Molecule: messenger RNA, 2618 nt
Organism: Drosophila serrata
Lineage: Eukaryota; Metazoa; Arthropoda; Insecta; Diptera; Drosophilidae
Product: ATP-dependent RNA helicase DDX24
Molecular function (GO): nucleic acid binding; ATP binding; RNA helicase activity
Source: RefSeq, a predicted model, not a curated record